This is a messenger RNA of Kazachstania africana CBS 2517, 801 nucleotides long. RefSeq names its product Laa2p (gene LAA2). NCBI's taxonomy places the organism in Eukaryota, Fungi, Ascomycota, Saccharomycetes, Saccharomycetales, Saccharomycetaceae. Bases 1 to 801 code for a protein of 266 amino acids. The transcript has a single exon. The record is from RefSeq and is a predicted model, not a curated record.
AUGAGUGAUUCUUCCAGCGAUGACGAUUUUGGGAAUUUUUCAGAUGCGUCUAUUGAAGAUACCCAUUUGGAAGAAGACGUAGCAUUACUGACUGGUUCUGAAGUGAUUGAAUCCAGUAUAAAUGAUCUAUUUGGUGAUGUGGAAGUAAAUGUGGGUCGUGAUGCAAUUGAGCAGGAUUGUAAACUCCAAGAUCUUUUACAUGAUGAGAGAACUCGUGUAAUAUACGAGGAGAUUUUCCAGAAUAGGUACGUUUCGCCACCUUUCAUUUGGGAAAAAUCACAUAUAAGAGCCACAAUGUUGCAUAUUCUCGGGGUUGUUGAUCCACUAACCGUACAGAACUCUACUAAGGAAGAGAACAUAGAGUUUAAACCUCUAGAUGACUCCUUAUUUUCAAAAAUUUGUAAAAUAAUUGAUGAAACUGACAGCAAAAUUAGUCCUACAAUUUUAAAAAACUCGUUCAAUAUCAAAUAUUUGCCCAAGCUGUCAACUCUUUCACAGGAGGAGGAGCAAAUGGAGCAGGAGGCCAAUAUUCCGAAUUUAUUAUCCCUAAUGACCGACAAAAAUAUCAAUUUGAAAGAUUAUCAUGAUGAGUUAUGUCAUGCCAUUGAUCUACUUUCUGUAAGGCUUAAAACGCUAAAUAAGGAGCAAGAAGAACUGGUAGAGAGUAAAUUAACUUUGGAAGGCGUUGUCACGAAUCUUUCUGGCCAUUCACAGAGGCUUCAAAGAAAUGAAAUUGCCUGGUACAAGAAAAAAACUCAACAGCAUGCUAAAUGGAAGAAAUUCAGCUGGGUUAGUCGUUGA